Messenger RNA from Chrysochloris asiatica (Cape golden mole), 1089 nucleotides. It is a transcript of the gene HFE, whose product is annotated as hemochromatosis. Gene Ontology annotation, cellular component: external side of plasma membrane. The coding region runs from base 1 to 1089 and encodes 362 amino acids. The record is from RefSeq and is a predicted model, not a curated record. Gene Ontology annotation, molecular function: transferrin receptor binding. The transcript is spliced from 7 exons. NCBI's taxonomy places the organism in Eukaryota, Metazoa, Chordata, Mammalia, Afrosoricida, Chrysochloridae. Gene Ontology annotation, biological process: response to iron ion starvation; antigen processing and presentation of endogenous peptide antigen via MHC class Ib; antigen processing and presentation of endogenous peptide antigen via MHC class I via ER pathway, TAP-independent.
AUGGGCCUGCGAGCCCGGCCGACGCUUCUCUUUUUGAUGUUCUUGCCGAUCGUAGCCCCCAACGGGCGGCGUCUGCGGUCACACUCUCUGCAAUACUUUUUCAUGGGCGCCUCGGAACCAGACCUGGGUCUUCCCCUGUUUGAGGCCUUGGGCUAUGUGGAUGACAAGCUGUUUGUGUCCUACUCCCAUGAGAGUCGCCGUGCUGAGUUUCGUGAUCCAUGGGUCUCUGAAGGGACUACCAGCCAGCUGUGGUUGCAGCUGAGUCAGAGCCUAAAAGGAUGGGACCACAUGUUCACCAUUGACUUCUGGACCAUCAUGGACAACCACAACCACAGUGAAAAGUCCCACACCCUGCAGGUGAUUCUGGGCUGCGAGAUACAGGAAGACAACAGCACCUCGGGGUUUUGGAAGUAUGGAUAUGAUGGACAAGACCAUCUUGAAUUCUGCCCCGAGACACUGGAUUGGAAAGCAGCAGAUUCCAAGGCUCAGGCCACCAAGCUGGAGUGGGAAGUGACCAAGAUUCGGGCCAAGCAGAACAGGGCCUACCUCGAGAGGGACUGCCCUGAGCAACUUCAUCAGUUGCUAGAACUGGGAAGAGAAGUUCUGGACCAGCAAGUGCCUCCUUCUUUGGUGAAGGUGACUCACCACAUGGUCUCUGAAUCGACUACUCUACGCUGUCAUGCGCUGAACUUUUUAUCCCAGAACAUCACGAUGAGGUGGUUGAAAGACAAGGAGCCUCUGAAUACUAAAGACAUUGAGCCAGUGGAGAUUCUGCCCAAUGGGGAUGGGACCUACCAGAGCUGGAUAGCCGUGGCCGUGUCUCCUGGGGAAGAACAGAGAUACAUCUGCCAGGUGGAACACCCAGGCCUGGACCAGCCCCUCACUGCCAUCUGGGAGCCUUCGUCUUCUGGCCCCCUAGUCAUUGGAAUCGUCAGUGGGAUCACUGUUUGUGUUAUCAUCUUCUUUGCUGGAAUUUUGUACAGAAUCUUAAAGAGGAGGAAUGUUUCCAGACGAACCAUGGGGGACUAUGUCUUAGCGGAAGUGAACUUGACCCAAGUGAAAGGAAAACAGCAGAAAACAACCUACUGA